Messenger RNA from Mesorhabditis spiculigera, 750 nucleotides. The record is from the annotation of a GenBank genome assembly. Lineage: Eukaryota; Metazoa; Nematoda; Chromadorea; Rhabditida; Rhabditidae.
AUGUACAACUUCGUUUUCUACGCCACGUUCUCAGUCUCCAGCGCCUCGCUUCUACUCAUCAAUUGUUCCAGGAAAAAGAAGGGCGACUCGGCCGAAAAGGACACGACGAGGACGACGCUGUCCUCGCGACAACUUCCCACAUCGGCCACCUCGUCGCGAGGACACUCCAACCACAGCAGCGCAAACUCCAAGGGGAAAGGCGUACAGGCGGCCAAAAACACGCCAAAGCGUCCCCCCGCGACUUCCCAGUGUGAGCUGGCUAAACCCAAGCAAAGCUCGUUUAAUGAGGCCACGACCAAGGACGUCAAGAGGAACGCAUCAACGGUGGAGCGAGGCCAUAAAGUGAUCCGGCCCGGCGUUCAGGAUCCCGUCACCACUGCCCUACCAAUGCGUGUCCCUAUCCGCAAACGGGCCGCCAACGCUUCUGACCUGGAAAAGAUGGGAAUGGUGGCCCCGCAUGCGAAGGAAUGGCGUGAAAUGGGCACCCACGAUCGGCUCGAGCCAGAAUACGUACUUCCGCAUGCGCAAAUGUACCGAGCAACUACCGAAACGACGACCCAAACUGGUGAGGGGACACGGGAGAGUCCGAAACAGGAGAAGCGCCAGCUAAAGACGGCCAACACCAUGGAUAGCCAUCGAUCCAGAAGGGACGAGGAGGGCGGAGAGAAUUUGAAAGGGGCAAAGAUUACGAGGAAAGCGUCGGAAGUGAUGCCGAAGGAGCUGCCGCAAAUGAUCCACACGGCGGAAGAU